GUCCAUGUUUUUUUCUGAUAACCUGCAGAUUGACACCAUGGACCAGUUCCCCUCUGACAUCCACAUGUUUGACCACAUGCUGACCAUGGAGGACAUGAUGGGCCAGUCCAUUCCAUCCAUGUACGGACAUCUAGUCCCAGAAGAACAGGUUCAACAGGGGGCGGGGCCAGCUGAAGAACCUGUGGCCAACCACAAGCUCCAGAACACCACCAACAUGAGCUGUGCCAUCUGUCUGAUGGACUACGUGGUUGGUGAGAAGAUCCUCCUCCUCACGUGCGACCACGUCUUCCACGCCGUCUGUGUGGGGACGUGGUUACAGGCAAAGAGCACCUGCCCCGUCUGCAGAGCCGAUGUAUGA
Thalassophryne amazonica is the source of this 358-nucleotide messenger RNA. Its product is annotated as E3 ubiquitin ligase BIG BROTHER-related-like. The record is from RefSeq and is a predicted model, not a curated record. NCBI's taxonomy places the organism in Eukaryota, Metazoa, Chordata, Actinopteri, Batrachoidiformes, Batrachoididae. Bases 5 to 358 code for a protein of 117 amino acids. The transcript has 4 exons.